Molecule: messenger RNA, 1357 nt
Organism: Drosophila virilis
Lineage: Eukaryota; Metazoa; Arthropoda; Insecta; Diptera; Drosophilidae
Gene: Uch-L5
Product: ubiquitin carboxy-terminal hydrolase L5
Biological process (GO): ubiquitin-dependent protein catabolic process; protein deubiquitination
Cellular component (GO): cytoplasm
Molecular function (GO): cysteine-type deubiquitinase activity
Source: RefSeq, a predicted model, not a curated record
UAUGAACAUCCCUAACAUUAAUCGUGUAGCUUGUGAGUUGACAAAAAAAUUUUUUAGUGGCAAAUUUUGCAAAUUAAGCAACCUACAACAAGCUGCACACAAUGAGCGAAGGAGCAGGCAAUUGGUGUCUCAUAGAAAGUGAUCCGGGUGUAUUUACGGAGCUGAUACGUGAAUUUGGAUGCGAUGGUGCUCAGGUGGAAGAAAUCUGGAGCCUGGACAGUGAAUCAUUCAAGGACCUGGAGCCAAUACAUGGUCUAAUAUUUUUGUUCAAGUGGGUGCAAGAGGACGAACCUGUUGGCAAGGUUGUGUUGGACCGCGAUCAUAUAUUCUUUGCCAAGCAAGUAAUUAACAAUGCCUGUGCGACACAAGCCAUACUUAGUUUGCUGCUGAACCUGAAUCAUGAGGACAUCAAGCUAGGAGAAACUUUAACUAACUUCAAAGAGUUCUGCCAGUGCUUCGAUCCCUACAACAAGGGCCUUACGCUGAGCAAUGCCUCGCAGAUACGCACCGUGCACAAUUCGUUUGCGCGACAAACGCUUUUUGAGCUGGAUAUGAAAAACCAGAACAAGGAUGAGGAUGUCUAUCAUUUUGUUGGCUAUAUGCCCAUUGCUGGUCGUCUGUAUGAGCUGGAUGGGCUGCGCGAGGGACCCAUCGAUCUGGGCGAGAUCAAGCCGGAGCAGAAUUGGAUCGACGUAGUCAGGCCGAUCAUUGAAAAGCGCAUGCAGCGAUACAGUGAUGGCGAAAUACAUUUUAAUUUAAUGGCCCUGAUCUCGGAUAGACAGCGCAUCUAUGAGCAGCAAAUUGACAAGCUGCUCAAUCCGGCUGCCAAUGCCAUGGACACGGCGGAGGAUCGUCAGACUGAAAUAAAUAGCCUGCGCUCAUACAUACAGUAUGAAAUCGAGAAGAAGAAACGAUAUAAGGUGGAAAACGUGCGACGCAAACACAAUUAUUUGCCUUUUAUUGUGGAGCUACUCAAAAUGCUGGGCGAGACUGGACAAUUGCUGCCCAUCUAUGAGAAGGCCAAGCAGCGGGCGCUAGAACGCGAGCAAAAGAUGAGCAAAAAAGAUUCCAACUAGAUUCACGUUUACCAACACCUUUCGAUAACGGCAAUUCAAAAUUGCGCGCCAGUUGGAAUAUAGAAAACAUAUUCUUAUUGCUACGUUUAAGUAAAACAAAUCUUUUGGCAAGGAGUCGCGUGUGUGUUAGUUAAGUCGCCCAUAUAAACUGCCUUGUAUUGUAUUUUACUUCUUUUGUACCCCCCCAAAUGCCUCCAAAUUGCUGCAAGUUAAUAUUCGGGAGAAAGAACUCAAUUUUGAAUCGAUAAUAAAAAGUUUCCGUACAGUUAAAAAAAGAACAA